Carlito syrichta (Philippine tarsier) is the source of this 4192-nucleotide messenger RNA. RefSeq names its product centrosome and spindle pole associated protein 1 (gene CSPP1). The record is from RefSeq and is a predicted model, not a curated record. Bases 115 to 3594 code for a protein of 1159 amino acids. Lineage: Eukaryota; Metazoa; Chordata; Mammalia; Primates; Tarsiidae. Gene Ontology annotation, cellular component: spindle pole; microtubule; centrosome. The transcript is spliced from 29 exons. Gene Ontology annotation, biological process: positive regulation of cytokinesis.
UUCCAUAAAUGUUAGCAAUGGACUCAUCGUUUGAGCGAGCCUAGCGCUCAAGAUUGUGGGAUUAAGACGCUUGACUAGGAUUUCGGGGAGGACUAAACUCCGAAAAUCUGCAAAAUGACUGAUAAUUUGGAUAAAUUUAUUGAAGAGCGGAAAGCCAAACUGGCCAAAGACAAGGCAGAAUUAGAAAGUGAUCCACCUUACAUGGAAAUAAAGGGAGCAGCCUCAGAGAAGCUGUCUGAAAAUAGUAAAAUAUUAAUCUCUAUGGCUAAGGAAAACAUACCACCAAACAGUCAACAGACCAAGGGUUCCUUAGGAAUUGAUUAUGGAUUAAGUUUACCACUUGGGGAAGACUAUGAACAGAAGAAGCAUAAACUAAAAGAAGAAUUGCGGCAAGAUUACAGACGCUAUCUUACUCAGAAAAAUUUUCUAUCCACGGGUGAAACAGAUCCAUCUACUCUGGGAGUUUCCCUUCCUAUUGGUGAGAGGUUAUCUGCCAAGGAAAGGUUGAAACUUGAACGUAACAAAGAAUACAAUCAGUUUCUCAGGGGUAAGGAAGAAUCCAGUGAAAAGUUCAGACAGGUAGAAAAAAGUACUGAGCAUAAGACUCAAAGAAAUAAAAAACUUAUUAGUCAAGUCAAGCGUGACUUAACUUCACAAAUACAAACAUCUUGUGAAAAUUCAGAGGAACCUAGGAGAGAUAUCUUAACUCCUUCAGAGGCAUAUAAAGAACUUCUGAACCAAAGACGACUAGAGGAGGACAGAUAUCGACAACUUGAUGAUGAAAUUGAAUUAAGGAAUAGAAGAAUUACUAAAAAAGCUAAUGAAGAAGUGGACAUUUUCAGUACAAAACAUCACAGGUUUGCAAGCAAGGCUGGCAUUCCAGAUAGAAGAUUUCACAGAUUUAAUGAGGAUCAUAUUUUUGAUAGACAGCAUUAUAGACCAGACCAAGAUCCUGAAGUAAGUGAAGAAAUGGAUGAAAGGUUUAGAUAUGAAAGUGAUUUUGAUAGAAGACUUUUGAGAGUGUAUACAAAUGACAGGAUGCAUGGGAACAGACGAGGGAAUGAACCUCCUAUGGGAUAUGAUGGUGAUGUCACAGGACAGUCAAAUAUACGAAUUUUAUCUGCUGGAAAUAAAAGUGCUCGAGACAAUGAAUCAUCCAAAACUGCUAAUCGAGAUAUCUGUAGUCCUUUUGCGGGGAUGCUCUUUGGAGGUGAAGAUCGAGAACUUAUUCAGAGAAGGAAAGAGAAAUAUAGAGUAGAACUAUUAGAACAAAUGGCUGAGCAACAGAAGAACAAGAGACGAGAAAAAGAUUUAGAACUCAGGGUUGCAGCUUCUGGAAUACAAGACCCUGAGAAAUCGCCUGAUAGACUAAAGCAGUUUAGUGUGGCACCAAGACACUUUGAAGAGAUGAUACCACCUGAAAGACCCAGAGUAGCUUUCCAGACACCUUUCCCUCCUUUGUCUGCCCCAUCUGUCCCACCCAUUCCAUCAGUUCACUCCGUUCCUUCUCAAAAUGAAGAUUUGCACAGUGGACUCAACAGCGCCCUUGGUGAAAUGGUGCCUCCCAGGAUUGCACCUCCACCUCCACCUCCUUUACUACCACCUUUGGCUACUAACUAUCGAACUCCUUAUGAUGAUGCAUACUAUUUUUAUGGUGCCAGGAAUACUUUGGAUCCCAGUCUUGCUUACUAUGGUUCAGGAAUGAUGGGAGUACAGCCUGCAGCUUAUGUUAGUGCUCCUGUGACCCACCAACUAGCACAACUGAAUACGGUUGGACAGAAUGAACUGAAAAUUACAAGUGAUCGAGUGAUAAAUCCUGGAUUGUUUUUUGGAGACAAACCGAAACUUUCCAAACAGUCUCUUCAGUCUUACCAAGAGGCUUUGCAGCAGCAGAUUCGGGAAAGAGAAGAAAGAAGGAAGAAAGAACGGGAAGAAAAAGAAGAAUAUGAAGCAAAAUUAGAAGCUGAAAUGAGAACUUAUAACCCCUGGGGAAAAGGUGGAGGUGGUGCUCCUCUCAGGGAUGCAAAAGGAAAUCUGAUAAGUCAUAUGCAAACACAGAGCUCUCCUUUUGCUCGGGGAAAUAUAUUUGGUGAGCCUCCAACUGAACUUCAGAUUAAACAGCAAGAAUUAUACAAGAAUUUUCUUCGUUUUCAGAUAGAGGAAAAGAAACAAAGAGAAGAAGCAGAGCGAGAGAGACUGAGAAUUGCAGAAGAAAAAGAAGAAAGGCGGCUCGCAGAACAGAGGGCACGGAUUCAGCAAGAGUACGAAGAGGAACAGGAAAAGAAAAGAGAGAAAGAGGAGGAGCAAAGGCUAAAAAAUGAAGAGCUUAUUCGGUUAGCUGAAGAAAGACGAAAGGAAGCAGAGAGAAAGAAGAAAGAAGAAGAAGAAAAACAUAACCUGCAACUUCAGCACUACUAUGAAAGAGAAAAUAUGAUUGGGGAAGAAACAAAGCAUUUGAGACAACCUUCUCCUGUAGUUCCUGCUCUUCAGAACAAAAUUGCAAGCAAACUCCAAAGACCUCCUUCAGUUGACAGCAUCAUAAGUUCCAUUUUUCAUGAAAGUUCCAUGUCCAGGGCACAGUCGCCCCCGGUACCUGCCAGGAAAAAUCAACUCCGUGCAGAAGAGGAGAAAAAAAAUGUGAUAAUGGAAUUAUCAGAAAUGAGAAAACAACUUCGUAGUGAAGAGAGGCGUCUACAAGGGCGGUUGCUGCACAUGGACAGUGAUGGUGAAAUUCAUCUAAGUAAAAGAGAACGGAAUCCCAUGGAUAUUUUUGACAUGGCUAGACAUCGGUUGCAAGCUCCUGUCAGAAGACAAUCACCUAAGGUCCUAGAUGCUACCACUUUUCAGAAUAUUCAUGAUUUUAAUGAACUGAAAGAUAGAGAUUCAGAAACACGAGUUGAUCUGAAAUUUAUGUACCCGGAUCCUCCAAGAGAUCAUCACACCUUAGAAAUUCAACAGCAAGCCCUGCUAAGAGAGCAGCAGAAGAGGCUGAAUAGAAUAAAAAUGCAGGAAGGUGCUGAGGCUGAUUUAGAUGCCAUCCCAAGUGCUAAAGUACAAGAGCAAAGAAUGCCCAGAGAUGACACUAAUGAUUUCUUGAAAAACUCAUUAUUGGAAUCUGAUAGUGCUUUUAUUGGUGCUUACGGCGAGACGUAUCCUGCCAUCGAGGACGAUGCCUUCCCUCCGUCAUCUCAGCUGCCCUCUGCGAGGGAGCGCCGGAGGAACAGAUGGAAAGGACUGGACUUGGAUAACAGCCGUCCUAAUGUACCACCAGAUGGUCUCUCCUUAAAGUCUGUAUCCAGCAUAAAUGUGGAUCAGCUCAGAAUGAGAAAUGAGGAACGGAUGCGAAGACUGAAUGAACUUGAGCAUAAACCUAUCCAUACAGAUGACGAGAGUUCACUGGUUGACCCUGACGACAUCAUGGAACUUGUGGGGGAUCAUGGGUCAAACUCUGUAGCCACUGAGCCCUGGCUCCGCCCCGGCACGUCCGAAACGCUGAAGCGCUUCAUGGCCGAGCAGCUGAACCGGGAGCAGCACCAGGUUCCUGGAAAACCAGGCACUUGGAGUUGGCAGGGCCUGUCGACCGCACAUGGCUGAAAUAAAGCUGCAGUUGUGCCUUUUAAGGUGAAAGGAUUGGUGAAUCUGUAUCUUUAAUAUUAUAUGUCCUCCUUUAGGCCCUACCUGGAAGUUAAUUACUUUUGUUCCAUCUGUCAAGUGUACCUUUUCCAUGAUGAUUGGUUUAUAUAAUAGAAUUGUAUAGAACUAUUUUUGCACAAUUUUGUGAUAAGUCAGAGUGGGAAGGAACUCUUCGAUUGAACUACCAUAUGUGCAUUAUAUUAAAUUCUGCUUGUCAUUAAGAUAAGGUAAAUAAAACUUAGUGUCUUGCCAGUACUGUAAAACCAGAAUUUUGUUACAUGCACAAUUGCCAUUGUUAUUCAAAAUCAAAUCUGUUGUAGCUGUGAUCAUUCCAGUUGCUGUGUAAUGAGGAAAUCAAAUGUGCUAGUUAUUUUCAUACCAUUUAUAGCUACUGGUUCAGUAGAAAUGAUGGGAGCCGUAACUGAUUUUAUUCCCUUGAGCCAUACACUAAAUGUCACGUCUAUUUUAUUUUUGUGCCAAUGAAGAUGUUGUCUUAAGUUACUAAUUUAUAUGACUUAACUACUUCUUAAUAGAAAUAAAUUUUUAUUUUUAUUACUAA